This is a messenger RNA of Actinia tenebrosa (Australian red waratah sea anemone), 1845 nucleotides long. RefSeq names its product vesicular inhibitory amino acid transporter-like. Gene Ontology annotation, cellular component: vacuolar membrane. Gene Ontology annotation, biological process: amino acid transmembrane transport. The record is from RefSeq and is a predicted model, not a curated record. Lineage: Eukaryota; Metazoa; Cnidaria; Anthozoa; Actiniaria; Actiniidae. Gene Ontology annotation, molecular function: L-amino acid transmembrane transporter activity.
UACUCUAGUUAGUACACAUUCAUGGGUUUAUGGAAACCACUCUACCCGCCCACUCUAGUUGCAUAUAUAAUCGUGAAGUGAAAGGUCGCACGAGGUGUACCACGUCAGGAAGAUGUCGAAGGAUAAUCUGCAGCACAAGAAUUAUUUGCCACUGAAACUAGUUGACAACACAGAGAUAGAAGAACAACAGAAACUUGGUAAAGCCAAAUCAUGUUGCAGUGAUGAAGAAGCCAACAAAACUGAACAGAAACACCAAAGCAGUGUGUGGAAAACGACCCUCAACCUGCUCAACUCCAUGGAGGGAGUUGGUUUUCUAGCKCUUCCUUAUACUAUCCAUCGAGGAGGAAUCAGCGCGGUGAUUGGAUUAUUCAUUGUCCCUUUCAUGAGCGGAUACACUGCGUCCCUUCUURUUGAAUGCCUCUACGAACCAAAUGAAGAUGGAGWAAAGAUACGAGUGCGAUCCAGCUACCAUGAGAUUGGCCACCGUUGUUGGGCACCGUUACAUACAGUUAUCAGUGUUCUAAUUGUUUAUUUUCUCUWUUCCAUMGUGGUAUCAUACAUAGUUCUGUUCAGUUCUUUGAUAAGUCAUACAUUCCCUGGAGUUCCYCUAUCGGAAUCACAAUGGGCAUGUAUAGCGAUAGCCAUCGUUCUUCCAACCGUGUUUCUUGAAUUCUUAUCCAAGAUAGCAUGGCUUAGUUUAGUGGGUAUAYUUGCACUUUCRRKAUCGKUUGGCCUGUGUUUGGCGUACGAGUUGCARGCUGUCCAUAAAUGGGAAGUUAAUUCAUUAUUGUUCUGGGACACCCAGGGUACGAUGAUUGCACUAAAUAUCAUCGUUUUYAGCUAUGGUUUGCAURCAGUUAUCAUACCCAUAGAAGGAGAGAUGGCAGAUAAAACUAAGUUGCCCGUAGCUCUAGUAUYAAGCUAUUGUACUGGURGAUUCAUCAAGAUAGUGUUCGCAGUGGCAGGAUUUUUAACCUACACUUCAGCUACAAAUGAAGUCAUUCUCAACAACUUACCAUCAGGAAUAGCUGCCAAGAUAACAGCAGYCUUUUUCAGUGUCAGYGUGUUGGUUACCUUUCCCAUUCCUGUCUUAAUACUAGUAAAAAUGUUCGAAGAGUCAGARCUUUACUGCAAAAUAACAGAGAAGGUGCACCCRAAAAUCUGCCUCGCAUCUUUUCGUGUUKUCAUUGUUCUUUCUUCUCUUGCWCUUWCUGUUGGAUUGCCUCAUUUUGCACUUGUUGCGGCUGUAGCUGGUUGCGGAGAAUACAUGGUUAUGUUCAUCUUUCCUGGUCUUUUUCAUCUUGUUAUUAAGUACAAAAACUUAAGGUGGUUUCAUAUCUGUAUCGAUUGUUUCUUUAUGGCGCUUGGUGUUGGUGGUAUGAGUUUAGGUUUGGUAGAAGUUGUGAAAAAUUUAAUUAUGAUCUAGUGUCGAUAUCAGCCCUCCAGUGUCCCCCCUUUGAGUGCAUACCAUAUAUUCGUGAAAAUAAAGAAAUUGUACAAACGAGUGCAAAGUUUUGUAGUUUUAAAGUCUACUGAACUUUGGGCCAAUUUGUGCAAUUUCUUACAAAGGUUUUCACAGAUAUAUGGUGUGCACUCUAGCAAUAAAUACUAUAUUAGAAUAUAUWAUUGUGUGGAUGGAUCGUAUAUUAUUAAACUUUGAGUUUAAUGUAUCAGUGUAGUAAGGGCCAAGUUUCCCCGUCUUAAAAUCCCAAUCAUAAUAGAUACUUAUAUAACAUUUAUUGCAACCAAUUGGGACUGAUAUACUUGUUUUCUAAUAAAUAAUAUARUUGUAGAGCAAUAACUAAAUCACAUAAUCAUUCUCUAUUAUUAUAUAAGUAUAUGUAA